Anas platyrhynchos (mallard) is the source of this 2607-nucleotide messenger RNA. It is a transcript of the gene DDX18, whose product is annotated as DEAD-box helicase 18. Lineage: Eukaryota; Metazoa; Chordata; Aves; Anseriformes; Anatidae. The record is from RefSeq and is a predicted model, not a curated record. Gene Ontology annotation, molecular function: ATP binding; nucleic acid binding; RNA helicase activity.
AUGUCGGUGUCGGUGGCCGCGGGCAACCUGCCCAUGCGGCUGCUCCGCAAGAAGAUCCACAAGCGCAACCUCAAGCUGCGGCAGCGCAACCUCAAGCUGCGGGAGGCCGAGCGGGCGGCGCCUCCGGCGGCCUCGCUGAGCCCCCCGGAGGAGGAACAGGAGGAGGAGGAGGCAGCGGAGGAAGCCCCUGAGGCGGUGACCCCCGAGGCAGAAGCCCCCGAGGCGGCGGCGCCGUGCCCGGAGGGUGCCGGGGCGAAGAGGAAGAAGAAGAAGAAGAAGAGGAAGGCGGCGGCUGCUCUCGAGAACGGUACAGAAACUAAAAAAGCAAAAACCGAGGAGGACAAGUCUGUGGAGGCAGAAGAUGAAGAUGGGAAGGAUUCUGGAGAGAAAGAAGUGGAAGAGGAGGAGGAGGAAGAGGAUGAAGUACCUAGUUUACCUCUAGGUUUAACAGGUGGUUUUGAAGACAAUUCUUUUACAUCCCUUGAUGGUCUUGUCAGUGAGAAUACAUUGAAAGGCAUAAAUGACAUGGGCUUUACGCACAUGACAGAAAUUCAGCAUAAAAGUAUUAAACCUCUUCUGGAAGGCAGGGAUAUUUUAGCAGCCGCAAAAACAGGCAGUGGCAAAACACUUGCAUUUCUCAUUCCUGCAGUAGAGCUCAUCUACAAGUUAAAAUUCAUGCCUAGAAAUGGAACGGGUGUUAUUAUUCUUUCACCUACUCGAGAGCUUGCAAUGCAAACCUAUGGAGUUCUUAAAGAACUUAUGAAUCAUCACGUGCACACCUAUGGUCUGAUAAUGGGGGGCAGUAACAGAUCAGCAGAAGCACAGAAACUUGGGAAUGGAAUCAACAUCAUUGUAGCAACACCAGGAAGACUUCUGGAUCAUAUGCAGAACACACCAGGUUUCAUGUACAAGAAUUUGCAGUGUUUGGUAAUUGAUGAGGCGGAUCGUAUCUUAGAGGUUGGAUUUGAAGAAGAAAUGAAACAGAUCAUAAAACUUCUACCAAAGCGCAGACAGACAAUGCUUUUUUCUGCUACACAAACCAGAAAGGUUGAAGAUCUGGCAAAGAUCUCUCUGAAGAAAGAGCCGCUGUAUGUUGGGGUUGAUGAUAACAAGGAGACAGCAACAGUUGAUGGUCUUGAACAGGGUUAUGUGGUAUGUCCGUCUGAAAAAAGAUUCCUUUUGCUCUUCACAUUCCUUAAGAAGAACCGGAAGAAGAAACUAAUGGUAUUUUUUUCUUCAUGUAUGUCAGUGAAGUACCACUAUGAAUUACUCAACUACAUUGAUCUGCCUGUUAUGGCCAUUCAUGGCAAGCAGAAACAAACAAAACGUACCACGACAUUUUUCCAGUUCUGUAAUGCAGAAUCUGGAAUUCUGCUGUGCACUGAUGUAGCUGCCAGAGGACUGGAUAUUCCUGAAGUGGACUGGAUUGUCCAGUAUGACCCUCCAGAUGAUCCAAAAGAGUAUAUUCAUCGUGUUGGUAGAACGGCCAGAGGUAUAAAUGGUAGAGGACAUGCUCUGCUCAUUUUACGACCGGAAGAACUGGGCUUUCUUCGUUACCUGAAACAAGCCAGGGUACCACUCAGUGAAUUCGAAUUUUCUUGGUCAAAGAUUUCAGAUAUCCAGUCUCAGCUGGAGAAACUGAUUGAGAAGAACUACUUUCUUCACAAGUCAGCCCAGGAAGCAUACAAAGCCUACAUUAGAGCUUAUGACUCCCAUUCUCUGAAGCAGAUAUAUAACGUCAAUAACCUGGAUCUUAACAAAGUCAGCCUUUCAUUUGGUUUUAAAGUCCCUCCAUUUGUUGACCUCAAUGUGAACAGCAGCCAAGGCAGAAGGCUACAGAAAAGAGGCGGAGGUGGAGGAUUUGGUUACCAGAAAUCAAAGAACGUCCACAAAGCUAAAAUCUUCAAGCAUAUUAACAAGAAAUCAGACAAUCGGCAGUUUUCUCGUUAAUCCUGCAUUCAUUAAAAUGGCUUGUUCUGUUGGAAUAGACUACCUUCACCAAAACUCUCUGACAGUUACUUCAAUUUUAAACUGCUUUGUUGGCAUUUUUAGGGAAAUUUGUUUUUGUUUAUAAGAACAUCUUUCAUUGCAGGAGGACUCUUUGGAAAGGAAAAUAAAGACAGGUGGCCUGAUAAUUUUGCCAUGCUUGUAAUUAUUUCAAGUUAAUACUACAGAUUUAUUAAAGAAAACAUAUUUUCAGCUUUUUAUAGAAAAAAAUGCUUAUAUUUAUCCUUUUUACAUGCACACCUGGAAAUUGUUGGAGUAGAUAGAAUGCGGGACAGAUUGCAGUGUGAGAUGACUUCUGUUACAAGAGACUUCAGUAUGCUGAGAAAUGCAGAAGAGUUAAUAGGUCUCUGGAUAAAACUUUUACAAUGUAAAAAAAAAAAAAAAAUUAAAGGAUUUUUGUUCACAAGAAUUACUGCAGUUUUAGUGGUACAGAACUCUUUGUCCAUCAACUAUCCUGGAGACUAUAAGAACAUUUCUUCAGAACAGAACAUGUCCUUUGAAUCAAAUUAAGACUGAGCUUGUAGCUGUUUUAAGUCAUGGUACCCGUAUAACAUAUGGGAUGUCCAGGAUUUAAAAAAAUAAAAAAAUAUAUACAUCAGA